Messenger RNA from Neocloeon triangulifer, 948 nucleotides. Its product is annotated as brachyurin-like. The record is from RefSeq and is a predicted model, not a curated record. Gene Ontology annotation, biological process: proteolysis. Bases 13 to 906 code for a protein of 297 amino acids. NCBI's taxonomy places the organism in Eukaryota, Metazoa, Arthropoda, Insecta, Ephemeroptera, Baetidae. Gene Ontology annotation, molecular function: serine-type endopeptidase activity. The transcript is spliced from 7 exons.
GCGUAUAAAUAAAUGAGGUGGGCACAAAUAUUUAGUAGAACUGAAACCAUGGCUAAAAUGAGCGUUUCCCGUUGGAUUUUCUGUGCAUUAUUGCUCACUGUGGCUACCUCAGGUUUGUCGAUUGCGGAAGAAGACGGUGGCAAGAUAGUCGGUGGACAAUUCGCUUAUCGGGGACAGUUUCCAUGGAUGGCUGUCAUCACUAGCGAAAUCAACGGCACAGUCCAGUUGUACUGCGGAGGAUCCAUGAUUAGCGGAGAUUACGUAAUCACGGCGGCCCAAUGCGUUCCACCAGAGAAUGAUUACACUGCCAAGAUUCGUAUUGUCCUCGGUGUCCAUAACGUAUCGGCAACGACUGAGAUUGGUCGUGUUGAUCUCAUCGCUGACUAUCAUUUUGUUCAUCCUGAUUACAAUGCAGCCACUUUGGCCAACAACAUUGCCAUAGUCCAUUUACCAACGAGAGUCAGCUCAUCACCUUAUGUUAAGGAAUCACAGCUGCCCUAUGCAUCCGAGUGGAACGCAACUUAUCUGGGCAUAAGGACCCGCGUGAGCGGCUGGGGAGCGGACAGAGAUAAUGGCCUGUCUAAUCAUUCAGAUGUCUUACGAUAUGUUGACAAUAACGUUCAGGAUUUGCAAGUAUGCCAGGACUAUUACGCAUUAACAGGAUUCGAAGUAAACGAAAAUCACAUAUGCAUUAGCACUGAAGGAGGACGCGGACCUUGCUUUGGCGACGUUGGGUCUCCCCUGACCCUGACCGAAACCAGCUCUGAUGCUCACCAGAUCGGAUUAUUUUCGUUUGGCGACAAAACCUACUGCACUCGCGGUAGGCCCGUUGUGUACACCAAGUUUGCCAGUUAUUGGGACUUCAUUACUGACUACACCGGAAUUCGUCCUCAAGCCGAACUUUAAUAUUUUGAUAAGAAUGUGUAAUAAAAACUCUCUAGUAACGCA